GAAAAGAUCCGCAGUAAGCUGGAGGAGAUGCAGUUUUCCUCGGCCACAACGGACCUGUGGUCCAGCCGGACGAUGCAGCCAUAUCUGAGUCUGAUGGUUCACUACAUCAACACUAGUUGGACUCUGCGCAGCAUCUGUCUUCAGACAGCGUAUUUCCCAGACAACCACACUGGUGACAUAAUUGCCCAUGGCUUAAAAGACGCUCUCAGCUCCUGGGGACUUUUGGAGGAACGACUCGUCUGCAUGACAAUUGAUAGUGGCACCAACAUCAUAAAAGCCCUUAAAGACAACAACUGGCCCAGCUUGCAGUGUUUUGGCCACAGACUCCACAAUGCUAUAGAGAAUGGUGUAAAGGAUCUAAGGAUCAAUCGGGCCAUAGGGGUCUGGAAAAAAGCUGUAUCAGCCUUCUCCUACAGCUGGAAAAAAAGGCGAGACAUGACAGAGUUGCAGGCUGAGCUUGGACUUUCCCAGCAUCUUUUGAUCUCAGAAUCCCCAACACGUUGGGGGUCUCUUCAAAAGAUGAUUGAGCGUUUUCUCAAGCAAGAGAAGGCAAUUACUCGUGUCCUGGGUGCGGACAAGAAAACGCAUCAUCUUGUUCCCACGUGGCAAGAUUUGGAAGUAUUAGAAGCCACCAACAAAGCAGUGAAACCUCUCCAGGACUUCACUGAUGCACUGUCAGGGGAAUCAUAUAUCAGUGUGUCAUGCAUCAAACCAGUGCUGCAUUUGUUUAAAACAAGUCUCCUCCUGCCAGAGGAGGAAGAUUUGGAGCUAACAAAAACAAUCAAAGCUAACAUCAUGCGUUACCUCGAAAGUCAAUUCUGUGAUUUGGAGAAAGAGGAACUUUUGGACAUGGCGACACUUUUAGACCCGAGGUUCCGUACAACCUACAUUGAUGCUAGCAAACUGGAAGUUGUUAAAAAAGAGCGGUGUCUGAGAUCUCUGCAACUCUACCACAGAGGAAGCUGGUCCCUCAGCUGUUCAAGAGAACACCCCACCAAAAAAGAAAAUGACUCUGGGUGUCUUCUUUAA
Molecule: messenger RNA, 1029 nt
Organism: Paramisgurnus dabryanus
Lineage: Eukaryota; Metazoa; Chordata; Actinopteri; Cypriniformes; Cobitidae
Product: E3 SUMO-protein ligase ZBED1-like
Source: RefSeq, a predicted model, not a curated record